AUGGUUUUCUCGAAUAUUUUUCUUCUUCUUGUUUUUGGAAGUUCGAUUGAAGCCGCUCGAAAUGAUAGUUUCGAAUUUAAAGUGACUCUUCAUUGUUGUUGUCAGUUUGAUGUGAAAUUGCAAUUUGUUGAGUCAGAUUCAAUAUUGAGCUUUUCUGAUAAAAUAACAUCUAAACUGAAAAAAUACAACAUAUGUGGCACUCUUGAAACAACAAUGUAUGGAUUGAUGGAUGGCGAUGGCCCGGGAGACAGUGAAUACGAAAUAGUUGCCGAAAUCGAUCUAAACUGUACUCCAAAUAGAAAUUGGGUUCGAAAUCUACGUUGGUUGAAACCAUAUUGUCAUUGGUUUAAUUAUACGUUAACAGAUAAAGAUGACUUGUAUCUUACAAGUGGAGCUCACAAUACAAAGGUUCCUGUUUUACGACAUGUAGAACUGAAUUAA
Molecule: messenger RNA, 441 nt
Organism: Caenorhabditis angaria
Lineage: Eukaryota; Metazoa; Nematoda; Chromadorea; Rhabditida; Rhabditidae
Source: the annotation of a GenBank genome assembly